GACAUGAUUCCGCUUCCGUCCUAAGCGCCGCCCCCCCGGAGAUGUCCAAAGCCCGGCCGAGCCCUUCAGCCCUCAUUCUGGACAUGGCCAACAAUCCGCGGCACUCCCGAGUCAACGGGGCCUUGGACCGGAGCACCAGGCAGCGGGAUGAAGACACGCUGCGCUUUCUGAGCCCGGAGGAGAAGGAGUGCCUCCAGUUUUUUGAAGAGACCAUCGGAUCUCUGGAGAACAGCCUCGAAGAGGACGGGUUCAGGGCCGAAUUGGCCAAGUCUCCAGCAAGCGCAAGCCGCCUUCUUGGCCACGAGAUGGACGGACCGCCCGAAAGCCCAGAUCUGUAUGCCGUGCUUCCUGUAACAGCCAGGCGCCUCAGCGCUAAAGACCAGGAUAUUAUAGACCUCGUACGCCCAGACCCGGACAUGAUGCUUGCCAAAUUACCGGUCUUCAAACCUACCAGUCCAGAUUUCCAGAAAAUGACCAUGAGCCCCGAGAGCCACUUUGAGAUCAAACCGAGACACGAUCCUCUGCACCACUCCGGCUACGAGCUGACGGACGAACACUCCUACCACCCGGCUGGCUCGGUCCCCACCCCGGUGCUCAUUGCCAAGAAGAUAGCCGAGAACCAGGCCGUGGCCGCACCCAACACUUUGGCCUCACUCCAGCGCCGGCACAGCCAGGAAGAUGUGAAAUCACCCGGCCUCGACGGAGUUCCCCCCACGAAGCAGGGGCCCCCGACCUUGGCCAAGCCGACCAGAUACCCGGCCAACAUCGGUAUGAUUAUUGGCAACAGAGAGCUGCAGAAUCAGCCGGGAUCCAACGUGAACCUCCACGACAGGCGGGCGCUGAUGCUGUCGAAUCUAACGGGAGCGCCGCAGGCUCUCCUUCAGGAGGAUUCCAAGCCAAUUUUGGUGCACAAGUUGCAAAAGGUCCCUUCCCGCAGCGCUUCCUUCAAGGACCCCACACCUGAGAAAACCAGGAUGGAAGCAUUGUCUAAGCUGGGCCUGGCCAGAAACUGUGACCUGCCGGGAGAGAUGUUAGGCCACGACAGCUUGGCGCCAAGUAGGGAGACCAGUCUCACUCGUGCUUUGGAGACCAGUGUUCGCCAAACAAUGACCGGCAUCCAUGCGCCAGACUCCAAGGUCCCGACAUCGCCACAAAGCCACACCCCUGUCCAAAAGGUGGAGACUCCGCCUUUCGAUUCCCCCAGGAGCUUUGAGAACAGAAAGCCUCCGGCGAGCCCACCGCAUUUGGAGAAAACCUCAGCGGCUGCGCCUCAGUCGGAGGUCCUAUCGCUGGAAUUGAACAGUUUUGGGGGGAAAUCCAUUGUGGUUGCUCCGGGUCCCUCCAAGAACGAACCUGUGACGCCCCUGACGGGCUCUGAUGGCAAAGUCCUUCUUUCCAUGUUGGCAAACCCCAGUGAGUUCAACAGCUACGGAGGAAAGUCCAAAGUUCUGAACCCCGCAACCGAAGCCCUGACCAGGAGCGACCUUCCCGACAUCCUCAGCUCCCACAUCGACAUAAAUCAAAACGUGCCGGUCAAACCCCAGCCGCUGCCCGCCAAGCUCAACAGUUACGGGGGCAAGAGCCGGACCAUCAACCCAUCCGUUGGGGUACAGCGCCCCGCAGACAGCCCGGGAAGGGCUUUGAAAGGGCCUCCCCCGACACCGGCACCAAGAAACCCUCAGACCUCGCAUCCAAAUGCCGGCAAAGCGGCCGUGCCGGAUGCCAAACCGAGAGCCGCCGCCCCCAUGUUUCGUCCCCAAGGCAUCACCGUGCAGUUUUCUGGCCGGGGGGCAACCGAGGAAUCUCGCAAGCAGGCACUGAAGAAACUUGGGCUGCUGAAAGAGUCGUGACGUACUCUGGCAACGCUCCCGCCGGCGGCGCUUUGGUGAAAGUUUUUCGUGCCUCUCCAAAGGUUAAGGUGUGGCCGCGGAGACCUUUUUACCUGGAGAAGGCAGACCAGCACAGCCAGUUUUGCUUUCUUAGCAAUUUAAAGACUGCUGUCAGGAUGAUACAAAGGGUACCUCUAUUUUUACUGCUCUCUUUACCGACUUGGUUCUUUGUGCUUUCGGGAAGGAGCAAAGCUCUGAGCGCUUCUCUUUCGAGAAGAGAAGAACUCAAGUUUCUGUCAACUGAUUUGGGAGCAAGUAUAUUUGGCUGUAGGGCAAAAAGUUUUUUUUCGGGGGCAAUUAUGUGACUGGGGCGAAGGUUAUUUUUACUCGUCGGCCCAGCCUCCGACACUAACCACAAACUUUGGAAGGGCUUUUUUUUUUUCACUGUGCAGAAGGAAUAUUUUCUACUUUGUGCAGGGAACACCGAGGCAUUGUACUGCGCAAAAGCACUUGGACCGCAGAGUCUUUCCGUGACUGGCCCCUAUCCUGGCUAAUUAGCAGUUGGUGACCAUUCUAUGGGCCGCUGUCCGCCAACCCAUAUUUAUGUACGUGCGCGCGUUUCUAUCUUUCAGACUCCGGCCGCUGUAGUUAAGCUACAGUAACUAAUGAAGUAUAUUUGAAGCGCUAUCACAGGCUUCCACAGCAGCGUUGCUUCUGUGGGAACUUGUGAAUGUUGUUUCCAGACUCCGUUUUUUUUUUUCCUGUAGGUCAUCUACAGUUUGUAUGAAGUGUGUCCUCUACUGUGCUUUCGAAGCAAAGAGUGGGACCUAUGGCGUGUACAGAGUCCUGUAGAAAGUCAAUGGCAAUCAAUAAAGCAAAUUGUGCGUCUCCUUGGUGACUAAUAUAGAGUUCUUUGGAGUGCCUGUGGAAUGUGAGGAAUGAGCUGGGCGGGUGGAAUUUUUCACCGGGCGCGGCCGGUCUGAAGGUACGCCUUAAACGUUGUUGAUUUUGGGCUUGUCCGGUAGAUGGCAACAUGCUGGAAGCUUCGGCACCUUAUACUCAGAGUACACAGAGUACGUAAUGGCAUGGUGGAAACGGGCAGUUUAAAAGAAAAAAGAAAAGCAGCCGAUGAUCAACUCUUUUUGGAUCAAAAGCUUUUUGGGUCAGAAUCAACCCAAGCCAAUUUCCACUACUCAUUAUUUAAAGAACGGAAAUCCAGGAAACUAAAGAAAAAAAUAAAUAAUAAAGUUUCGUGUUUGAAGAGUUUA
Hippocampus zosterae (dwarf seahorse) is the source of this 3097-nucleotide messenger RNA. Its product is annotated as proline and serine-rich protein 2. NCBI's taxonomy places the organism in Eukaryota, Metazoa, Chordata, Actinopteri, Syngnathiformes, Syngnathidae. The record is from RefSeq and is a predicted model, not a curated record. The transcript has 3 exons. The coding region runs from base 42 to 1850 and encodes 602 amino acids.